AGAGUGAGAGAGCGAGAGAGAGAGAGAGAGCGAGAGAGAAAGAGAGAGAGCACCACGCAAGCGCUUAAACCGAUUGGACACCCAAUUUUCGGUGGGUGUCUCUCCAGCUCUCCUCCACACUUUGAGUGGAGCUGUGCGCUGUGAUUUUCGAAGGCCCCCGGCGGUGCAGCGGGGCAGACAUUCCGUGGAUUAUCAUCAGCGAAGACAAAUGGGGAAAGAGGACAUCGCCGCGUUGAUGCCGUAGUCGCCUUUUACGCAUCCGUUUCCCAGCUGCUGCUUAGAAUACAUGCACAUCUGAUUGAAUACAAAUAUAUAGAGAGAGAGAGAUAUAUAUGUAUAUACCUGCUGCUUAUCACCACCGCACGCCAAAUCUCUUCAGAUAAGAUAGUGAUCGGGGUGGUGUCGGACAGGGAUGAGAGGGAGGCGGUGGAUGAGGUGACUAUGAGGUGUGCUUUUUUUGGAAAAGCCGGAGAAAGACGUACGCCGAGUUGGUGCGCUGCUGUUCGGGAGCCUGCGACGCGAUGCCCUCCUGAGAAAAGGGGGGAAGAAAUGGCCUAGUUAGAGCCUCGAAGACAGAGGAUAAGAAGAAGAUGAACAAGAAACACACUUGAAUGGACGGGGAAUCGUCAUUACCGCCGCUGUCGUCAUCAUCACUUUAAUCCCAAGAUAUACGUCUCACUGACUGCAGCUCUGGAUCAACAGAGUGGUUCUGUAAAGAAAGGCAGAUGACACUGCAGAGUCUACCUGAGAAUGCUACGUGACCCUAAACAUUACCAUGCUGGCCUAGGACAACGGUCCUUUGUCACAGUGUCCCUGGUCUUUUUGCCUUUGUUGUCCACUUUAGCUCCUUGAAUUAGUCCCUGACUACACCCAGCCAAGUACAAGUCAUCUUAAACGGACUCUUUAUUUUGGACAUGUUGUUUUUUGCUUUCAGUACUGCCAGCCACUGCUGUUAUGGUUGGAAGCAUCAUUACACCUCACAGCAAAUGGCUAAUCUUUGCAUGGUGUGGCUUUUGGGACUGGCCCUACACUUUACCCUUUCCUCAUGCCAACGGGUCGAUCUAAAAUACCCCACAGUGGCCACAGGCUACGGGAAGGUCCGUGGAAUACGAAAAGAGCUCAGCAACGAGAUCCUGGGUCCAGUGGAACAGUUCUUAGGUGUGCCAUACGCCACUGCACCCGUUGGUGAACGUCGCUUUCAGCCUCCUGAAGCUCCUGGUUCCUGGCAGGAGAUCCGCAACGCCACCCAGUUUGCUCCAGUCUGUCCCCAGAAUGUGCACGGAGUUUUACCGGAGAUCAUGUUACCAGUGUGGUUUACAGACAAUCUUGAUGCCGCAGCGAACUACGUUCAGAACCAGAGCGAGGACUGUCUUUACCUCAACAUAUACGUACCCACGGAAGAUGGUCCACUCACAAAAAACCACGACGAGUCUACAAUGAACAGACCGAGGGAUGAAGAUAUUCGGGAUCGUCGUAAGAAGCCGGUCAUGCUGUUCAUCCAUGGAGGCUCAUACAUGGAGGGCUCUGGGAAUAUGUUUGAUGGCAGCAUCCUCGCCGCUUAUGGAAACGUCGUUGUCGUCACGAUGAACUAUCGGCUGGGCGUGCUCGGCUUCCUGAGCACCGGGGACCAAUCUGCAAAGGGGAACUAUGGUCUGCUGGACCAGAUCCAAGCCCUGCGCUGGCUAAAUGAAAACAUCGGCUACUUUGGAGGAGAUCCGGAGAGAAUCACCAUCUUUGGCUCCGGGGCCGGUGCGGCCUGUGUGAACCUUCUCAUUCUCUCCCACCACUCUGAGGGACUUUUCCAGAGGGCUAUCGCUCAGAGCGGCUCAGCUAUCUCCAGCUGGUCGGUCAACUACAGACCACUGAUGUACACAAAGAUCCUGGCCAGAAAGGUGGGCUGCACCCUAAACGACAUGGCUGAGUUGGUAGACUGUCUGCGGAGAAAGAGUUUUCGGGAGCUGGUAGACCAAGACAUCCAGCCUGCACGCUACCACAUUGCCUUUGGGCCUGUUGUGGAUGGGGACGUGGUGCCAGAUGACCCAGAGAUCCUCAUGCAACAGGGUGAAUUCCUCAACUAUGACAUAUUGCUGGGUGUUAAUCAAGGCGAAGGUCUGAAGUUUGUGGAUGACAGUGAGGGCGAAGACGGCAUAUCGGCAGCAUCAUUUGACUACACCAUCUCCAACUUUGUCGACAAUCUGUACGGAUACCCUGAUGGUAAAGAUAUCCUGAGGGAAACCAUUAAAUUUAUGUACACUGACUGGGCUGACAGGGACAACAGUGACAUGCGUAGGAAGACCCUACUGGCUCUCUUUACAGACCAUCAGUGGGUAGCCCCAGCUGUCGCCACCGCGAAGCUGCACGCUGAGUUUCAGUCGCCUGUGUACUUUUAUACCUUCCACCACCACUGUCAGACCGAGGCGAGGCCCGACUGGGCCGAUGCAGCCCAUGGAGACGAGAUCCCCUAUGUGUUUGGGAUUCCCAUGGUUGGAGCUACUGACCUAUUUCCCUGUAACUUCUCAAAGAACGAUGUUAUGCUCAGUGCUGUUGUAAUGACAUAUUGGACUAACUUUGCCAAAACGGGGGAUCCGAACCUGCCUGUUCCUCAGGACACAACCUUCAUCCACACCAAGCCAAACCGCUUUGAAGAGGUCAUUUGGACAAAGUUCAGCUCCAAAGACAAGCAUUAUUUGCAUAUUGGCCUGAAGCCUCGUGUCAGAGACAACUACAGGGCCAACAAGGUGGCCUUCUGGCUGGAGCUGGUGCCACAUCUUCACAGCCUCCAUGAGGAAAUCAUUGGUUCGAUCACCACGCGAUUGCCACCCAGAGGCACCAAACACAACAAAGACCAUCAAAGGCCCGACACCCGCUCCACACGGCACCCCAUAACCUCCACCUACCCCCCAGAUCCAGACCCCGACAGCUCCGAGAGACCCCGCUACCCUCCCUUCCCCAUGGAGACUAGGGACUAUUCCACGGAGCUGAGCGUGACGGUAGCCGUGGGCGCCUCGCUUCUUUUCCUUAACGUUCUGGCGUUCGCUGCGCUUUAUUACAAACGGGACAAGCGACACGAACUCAUGCAGAGACGCCACCGCCGACUCUCGCCGCAGCGGGGCACCACGUUGGGCAUGGGCGUUGGCAUGGGAGUGGUGGGCGCGCCGCCGCACAACGACCUGGCUCUGAGCCAAGAGGAGGAGCUCAUGUCGCUGCAGAUGAAGCAGCAGAGGGUGGAGUUGGAGCACGGCACGCCGCUGCCCUCCCGCGGAAUCCACGGCGACCUGGAGCCCCUGCGACCUCCGGUCUGCCCGCCCGACUACACGCUGGCCCUGCGGCGAGCACCGGAGGACGUGCCACUGAUGACGGCCAACACCAUUACCAUGAUCCCAAGCACCAUCAGCAGCAUGCAGACCCUCCACCCCUUCAACACGUACCCCCCUGUACCUGCCCCCACAACUACGCCCGUCCCCAGCCACAGCAACAAUGCCCUGCCACACCAACACUCAACCACCCGUGUAUAGGAGCAGACAUCCCCUCUGCUAACACACUCUGGGCUCCUAGCAACACAUCACACAAACUGUUACAUGCAUUACUUUCACCACCAUUUCCUUAAAUAUAAUCUUUGGCUGUCUUUAACAUAAAGCCUUCAUUAAAGCUGCAGUUUGUAAGGAACUGAAUAAGAAAAAAAAAUACCUUUAAAAAGUAACAAUAAUAAAUAGGAUAAUUCAAACCCGAUCAUUGUACAUACGCAUUGUUUUCCCCCAGUCGACUCUUCUUUAGUCUCUGGUGUAUGGGGUAAGGCACCAAAAACGCACAGCUUUAAAGCAUGUCGAUCUCGAAAAGCAGGUUCUGUUGAACUCACCACAGUUGUUUUUCCCCUGGCAUGGAUUAAGAAAAAAAACUAAGUUUAACAUGAAAUGCAAAUACAUUCAGUCAUUGUUAAUUGAGUGAAGAGAUAUUACAGUAGCAGGCGUCUCCGUUUGAGGCAGCGUACGCUCCAACGAGCUGUCUUUCAUAAAGCAUUGGUUUCUUGAAACUUACAAAUUGCAGCUUUAAAACCCCAAUCUGGAAAUGAAGCUGGGUAACAAAUGAUGGCACAACACAAAGUGUCUUCUUUUUUUUAGGCAUUUUUCCACAUAACGAGAUACGUUCUCUAAGCUAAAAGAACAGGAAUAAAUAUGAUGACGCGCGGCCCAUUUGAUGAGCGAUUGAAAGGCGUAGUUGAGCAAACGUUGUUGGAAGAAAUACAAGUGGGAGUGCGGAGCACACAGACGGACGCAUUCACUGGAUAUAAUAAUCGGACACACCUUUAAAUUCUUGUCUGAAUGCACUGAAAGCAGAAAGCAGAAAGCAAGCGUGAAGCUGAGCAAAUAGAACAGAUUGCAAGCUGUCCAGAGGACGGAUAAAUGAGGACGUCUUGUUUGUCAAACCAACCUUUUCAUUGCAGCGUCUACACAAUCUGGUACCGCACUGUAUAAAUUGAUUAUUUAUUUUUUAAAAGAGGCAAAUCUGUUUGUGUGUGAAAGCGGGAUGGACACUGGACAAAUACGCACGGUGAGAACAAAAAAAAGAGAUAAAAAAAAAAAGAAAUUGACAUUUUACAAUUUUCCUACCGUUUCCUAACUGCAAAUCAAACGAUAAAUUUGAAUACAUAUAUACAUAUAUGCACAAAUAUAAACAUAUAUAUUAGGGAUUUCUGAUAAUAAAAUAUCCACCACGAUAGAAUAAUUAUGUAUAAAUAUCGGCAGGAGUUCUUAUCUGUUUUUUUCCGCCGAUAAUGAAAACCCGAUAACGCAAUGCCUGGGUUUCGCACAGAUGA
Molecule: messenger RNA, 4813 nt
Organism: Cynoglossus semilaevis (tongue sole)
Lineage: Eukaryota; Metazoa; Chordata; Actinopteri; Pleuronectiformes; Cynoglossidae
Product: neuroligin-2-like
Exons: 9
Coding region: 915-3515 (866 amino acids)
Cellular component (GO): membrane
Molecular function (GO): neurexin family protein binding
Source: RefSeq, a predicted model, not a curated record